GUCGUAGGUCCGAGAGGAUGCGAAGAACCUCAUGAAUUUCUGAACGGAUUUGUGCGAAAGUCUUGCACAGGUGUUAUCACGAGUGCAAGAGGAGAAGUUGACGUAGGAAUCAGCACAGAUUGCAUCAGAGACGGCAAGUACGUGCCCGGAAGCACAGUGGAAUACAAGUGCGACGAUCAUUAUGUCAUCAAGGGAUCGCGGGUCCGAAUCUGCACAGAAAGCGGAAAAUGGACUGGCCACGUCCCCUUCUGCGAUCCGGCAUGCAGCCCUCCUCCCAUCCUAGAAUGCGGGAAGAGGCGAUUGGUGACGGGGUUGUCGGCCGGGGGCAAGCCGUCGAGUCUCGGAGAAUGGCCAUGGCAGGCUGCCAUUUACGAUGUCAAUAAGAAACUCAUCGUUUGCGGAGGGGCUCUCAUUCGAAAAGAAUGGGUUCUCACGGCAGCUCAUUGUAUCGCAUAUGGUAGUUCCUCGCGGCCACGGCCUCAGAAUGACUUCCACGUUUAUUUGGGGAAACAUUAUCGGAAUGAUUCAUUGGACGAUGACUUUGUGCAGCAUACA
Molecule: messenger RNA, 555 nt
Organism: Darwinula stevensoni
Lineage: Eukaryota; Metazoa; Arthropoda; Ostracoda; Podocopida; Darwinulidae
Source: the annotation of a GenBank genome assembly